AUGGCCUCCCCCAAAUUCUCCUGGGAGUCCGGGCCCAUGAAAAUCAUCCCAACUCCAUUUUUCCAAACCGGUCUAACAGACCAAUACACCUACGUCGCCUCGGACAUGGCCCUUGUCCACAACAUCUUCAGCCGCGCCUUUAAUGGCAUUUAUCUCCAAGCGCCUCAUGUUCAUCCGUCCGAAUACUACGCCUUCCUCUCCUACUGCAAAGCUGCCUUUGACGGCCUCGCAGCGCACCACAUGGGCGAAGAAAGCCACGCCUUCCCCACCAUCGAGGAAGCCACCGGGCGGAAAGGCCUGAUGCAGGUCAACAUCGCACAACACGAAGCCUUCCACGACGGCCUCCACAAAUGGGGCGAGUACCUCUCCACUCUGCUCGCUGGCGACGUUGCCGGGUUCAAUGCAAAAGAGAUGCUCGCGAUCAUGGACACCUUCCUCGAGCCGCUGACCACACAUCUCAACGACGAAAUACCUACGCUGCUCGCGCUGCGUGAGUUCGGGGAUAAGCUCGAUCUCAAGGGGAUUGUGGAGAAGGAGGUGGAGACGGUCAUGGGGAGUUUGAGCAAGACGACGCAGCUGCCGUUGUUCUUGUUGAAUCACGAUUGCACGUUCGAGGGCGGCAUUCACAACUUCCCGCCCAUCCCGCCGCCGGUCAGGUGGGCGCUGAUGAAAGUAUUGCCCGUGUUUCAUGGGAGCUGGUGGAAGUUUGCGACGUGUGACUCGACGGGGAUGCCGAGGGAGCUGUAUCGAAGGGGUGUAAAGCCGGAAGAGUGUGGGCAGUACUGGGCUUGA
Molecule: messenger RNA, 792 nt
Organism: Mytilinidion resinicola
Lineage: Eukaryota; Fungi; Ascomycota; Dothideomycetes; Mytilinidiales; Mytilinidiaceae
Exons: 1
Coding region: 1-792 (263 amino acids)
Source: RefSeq, a predicted model, not a curated record